Messenger RNA from Klebsormidium nitens, 1271 nucleotides. The record is from the annotation of a GenBank genome assembly. NCBI's taxonomy places the organism in Eukaryota, Viridiplantae, Streptophyta, Klebsormidiophyceae, Klebsormidiales, Klebsormidiaceae.
GCUACUCUUCUCCAACAACAUCACGAUUCACGUCUCUCAUGCAUUCUCAUUUCUCUCUGGCGAGGCGAGGAUGCCGCAAAAAUGGUGGUGAAGAAACCAAUGAACUCCGCUGCGAGCUAAUCUUAUCUCAGCUAGAUGCAAUUACUACUAAUUGCUAUUGACCUUGAAUCACUGCUUCCCUUGAAUCACCACAGCGGUGACUCGGAAGUCCUGAGCUGGAUUUCUGCUGCUGAGCGGUCCUAGCAGCCAUGGCGAUGGCAUCAGUGGGGAUUCACAAUGGGCAACAGCAGGACUUGGUCAGCCCAUCUAAAAAGGUCAGGGGCCCAGGCUUGGGCAAUGGGCCAUCGUCUGAGGGCGACUGGCAGUGUUCGGAGUGUGGGAACAUCAACUUCAGCUUUCGAACCACCUGCAAUAUGAGGAAGUGCGGGGCGCCGAAGCCAGGGACAGUACCUCAGCAAGCCCCCUAUUUCGAUCAGAGCCAGGCAUAUGCCGCAGCUGGAGGCCCUUUUGCGCAGCAGCGUUUUAACCAGCCGAACCAGGCUUUCGGCAACCCCAUGGGCGCUUUCCAGAACCCCCGCUUCCAGAGCCCCUACUCCGGAGGGGCUGCUUUUGCCAAUGGAAACGCCUUCAACAACGGGGGCGCCUAUGCUAAUGGAAACGCGUAUGGGGGUGGGAAUGGAUUCGGUGCGAACGGGCACAUGGGACUGCAGCUGCAGAUUCCAGAGAACCAGUUCGCUGCAAACCCAACCGGCUUUGCAUUCUCGCCCCAGCCGGCCUUCUCGCCCCAACCGGCUUUCUCGCCCCAGCCUGCGUUCUCCCCACAGCCGGGCUUCUCACCAUCGCUUGGCGAGGACAAUCGGAAGCGGCGGGGCGGACCGGGGGCAAAGACUGAGGGCGACUGGGAGUGCCCCCAGUGCCACAACACCAACUUCGCGUUCCGCACCACGUGCAACAUGCGCCGUUGCGGAGCCCCUAGGCCUCAGUUCGUGGGCGCACCCCCAACCAUGCCAAUAGUAGGAAGGCCCCAAGCUCCGGCCGCGGUCCCGGAGGGCUCGUGGAAAUGCACUGCGUGCGGCAACAUGCGCCCCUCGUUGCUGCAUAGGUCGUACGGUCGUCUGUGUCGGUCGAUCGGGGUCCGGAGUCUGCUGCCACGUGUCAAGGGGGCGCAUCCUCCGUGUCAAGUCGUCGUCCGGUCGGUCAGUUCGGGAGUCGUGCGCAGGCGUCGGAAUGUGCCGCAGAGUGCCCAGAGAGAUCACAGUAGAGAGCAGUAA